This is a messenger RNA of Gorilla gorilla gorilla (western lowland gorilla), 4657 nucleotides long. It is a transcript of the gene CASP9, whose product is annotated as caspase 9. The coding region runs from base 174 to 1424 and encodes 416 amino acids. NCBI's taxonomy places the organism in Eukaryota, Metazoa, Chordata, Mammalia, Primates, Hominidae. Gene Ontology annotation, cellular component: cytosol; cytoplasm. Gene Ontology annotation, biological process: proteolysis; apoptotic process; positive regulation of neuron apoptotic process. Gene Ontology annotation, molecular function: cysteine-type endopeptidase activity. The record is from RefSeq and is a predicted model, not a curated record. The transcript is spliced from 9 exons.
GAGAUGCGUCCGGAGACGGUGGGGAGCGAAGACUGACCCGGGGCCGUGACGCGGGGGCGGGCCCUGGGGCGGGGGCGGGUCCUGGGGACUGGGGCGGGUCCUGGGGACUGGGGCGGGCGGCCGAGGCCCGGAAGCGGACUGAGGCGACCUGGAGUCUUAGUUGGCUACUCGCCAUGGACGAAGCGGAUCGGCGGCUCCUGCAGCGGUGCCGGCUGCGGCUGGUGGAAGAGCUGCAGGUGGACCAGCUCUGGGACGCCCUGCUGAGCCGCGAGCUGUUCAGGCCCCAUAUGAUCGAGGACAUCCAGCAGGCGGGCUCUGGAUCUCGGCGGGAUCAGGCCAGGCAGCUGAUCAUAGAUCUGGAGACUCGAGGGAGUCAGGCUCUUCCUUUGUUCAUCUCCUGCUUAGAGGACACAGGCCAGGACAUGCUGGCUUCGUUUCUGCGAACUAACAGGCAAGCAGCAAAGUUGUCGAAGCCAACCCUAGAAAACCUUACCCCAGUGGUGCUCAGACCAGAGAUUCGCAAACCAGAGGUUCUCAGACCGGAAACACCCAGACCAGUGGACAUUGGUUCUGGAGGAUUCGGUGAUGUCGGUGCUCUUGAGAGUUUGAGGGGAAAUGCAGAUUUGGCUUACAUCCUGAGCAUGGAGCCCUGUGGCCACUGCCUCAUUAUCAACAAUGUGAACUUCUGCCGUGAGUCCGGGCUCCGCACCCGCACUGGCUCCAACAUCGACUGUGAGAAGUUGCGGCGUCGCUUCUCCUCGCUGCAUUUCAUGGUGGAGGUGAAGGGCGACCUGACUGCCAAGGAAAUGGUGCUGGCUUUGCUGGAGCUGGCGCGGCAGGACCACGGUGCUCUGGACUGCUGCGUGGUGGUCAUUCUCUCUCACGGCUGUCAGGCCAGCCACCUGCAGUUCCCAGGGGCUGUCUACGGCACAGAUGGAUGCCCUGUGUCGGUCGAGAAGAUUGUGAACAUCUUCAAUGGGACCAGCUGCCCCAGCCUGGGAGGGAAGCCCAAGCUCUUUUUCAUCCAGGCCUGUGGUGGGGAGCAGAAAGACCAUGGGUUUGAGGUGGCCUCCACUUCCCCUGAAGACGAGUCCCCUGGCAGUAACCCCGAGCCAGACGCCACCCCGUUCCAGGAAGGUUUGAGGACCUUCGACCAGCUGGAUGCCAUAUCUAGUUUGCCCACACCCAGUGACAUCUUUGUGUCCUACUCUACUUUCCCAGGUUUUGUUUCCUGGAGGGACCCCAAGAGUGGCUCCUGGUAUGUUGAGACCCUGGACGACAUCUUUGAGCAGUGGGCUCACUCUGAAGACCUGCAGUCCCUCCUGCUUAGGGUCGCUAAUGCUGUUUCGGUGAAAGGGAUUUAUAAACAGAUGCCUGGUUGCUUUAAUUUCCUCCGGAAAAAACUUUUCUUUAAAACAUCAUAAGGCCAGGGCCCCUCACCCUGCCUUAUCUUGCACCCCAAAGCUUUCCUGCCCCAGGCCUGAAAGAGGCUGAGGCCUGGACUUUCCUGCAACUCAAGGACUUUGCAGCCGGCACAGGGUCUGCUCUUUCUCUGCCAGUGACAGACAGGCUCUUAGCAGCUUCCAGAUUGACGACAAGUGCUGAACAGUGGAGGAAGAGGGACAGAUGAAUGCCGUGGAUUGCACGUGGCCUCUUGAGCAGUGGCUGGUCCAGGGCUAGUGACUUGUGUCCCAUGAUCCCUGUGUUGUCUCUAGAGCAGGGAUUAACCUCUGCACUACUGACAUGUGGGGCCAGGUCACCCUUUGCUGUGAGGCUGUCCUGUGCAUUGUGGGAUGUUCAGCACUGUCCCUCGCCUCAAUGCCAGUAACGCGUCUUCCUGAGUGGUGCCAAACAAAAAGGUUCUCAGGUGUUGCCAAAUAUGUCCUGGGGUAUAAAACUUUCCUCGCCUGACAACCACUGGUCUGUAGGGAUUUUUGGCUACACACAAACCAGUAUCUCUCAUAGAUCAGCAAGCCGGGGCCUACUAGAGUCUGAACAGCUGUAAUCUAUGAAUUCUAAGUGAAAUUUUAAAAAUUGUUAAUUUUUCCUAUAUUGCAUUAAUUUUAAAAAAUAAAUCUGAGGCAAAUAUGGACUCUCUUUUGCCUAUUUCUUCCCUCAUUUUGCUCCAACUCUUUCUUCUUCCUUACAAAAGAGACUUUUGCUUUUUUCGAAACAUUUCCCCAUGUUUUUCUGGGGUCUCGCUAUGUUGCCCAGGCUGGUCUCAAACUCCUGGGCUCAAGUGACCCUCCAAGUAGCUCUUACUACAGGCGUGCACCACUGCACCCAGCCCCAUUUAUUCAUGUCUUAUUUCACUUGAUCCUUAUCCCAUCCCAGGAAGGCAACAAGGGUGAGAACCCUGUGCUCAGGGAGGUUAGGUCUCUUGUCCAAGGGAAAACGAUUAUCCAGAGAAGAGACCUGGCCAGAACCUGGGUCCCCUGAGUCCCAGCCGUGCCUCCCAUGUGCCUUGCUUGCUGAAGCACCCCUGGACUGCAGUGUGAAUGUGCUGUGCAAUAGUGACACGCUGGGCUUCCCCACAAGGUUCCACCCUGAGGUCUUUUAAGCUGUCCUUAUGCCAGCCUAUUUCUUGUUUUUUUGGGCCUUUUUUUUGGAGAUAGGGUCUCACUCUGUCGCCCAGGCUGGAGUGCAAUGACGCAAUCUUGGCUUAUUGCAGUCUCGACCUCCUGGGCUCAAGAGAUCCUUCCACCUCAGCCUCCUGAGUAGCUUGGACUACAGGUGUGCACCACCUCUCCCAGUUAAUUUUUGUAUUUUUAGUAGAGACAGAGUUAUGCCAUGUUACUCAGGCUGGUCUUGAACUCCUGGACUCAAGCGAUCAGCCUGCCUUAGCCUCCCAAAGUGCAGGGGUUACAGGCUUGAGCCAUUGCGCCUGACCUAUUUCUGGUUCUUAGGGCCCUGGAUGUUAGGAUGGAUUUCUGAAUUAAUAAUAAUAAUAAAACCCUCAUCAAGAUGUGAUUUGCAUAGUUGUCACUUUAUAUAAUAUUAUUUUCCUUCUGUGACCUUUCCAAGUCUGAAACAGUCCCAGGGACUUCUUUUGGUUAGUUAUUUGCAAUCACCUGCAGGACACACACACAAGAAAAUCGUCAGGUUCACAUAACCGCGGAGCUGUGCAUGGCAGUUUCCUGUCUUUGUUCUCCUGGGCUAAGCUACUCAAGUGAGUCACAGGCAGCCCACACUACAGUAGCUCCUGCCUGAGGAGUUCAGAUGAUGUUUCGGAGAAAAAGAUGCAAUCACAGCUUUUCAUUGACCUGUUAGGGUCUUCCUGUAAAGGGGGUCUUAGCCAGGAGUCCUGUGUGGGCUUCAGGUUAGGGGGCCUUCGAACCCCCUAAAAAUUAUAUGCCAAAUGUGCGGAUGGCAUAUUUUUAGAUUUCAUUUGUUUCUCAUCAAAACUGCUGUUUGCAAGGCAGUUAUGCACUGUGGUUGGGGCUAUAACUGUUUCCAGAGGCUGUUGAUCAGUGUCUGUUAAACUUUUUUUUUUUUUUUUUUUUGAGACAGUCUCACUCUGUUGCCCAGGCUGGAGUACAGUGGCAUGAUCUAGGCUCACUGCAACUUCUGCCUCCCAGGUUCAAGCAAUUCUCCUGCCUUAGCCUCCCGAGUAGCUGAUAUUACAGGUGUGCACCACCACGCCUGGCUGAAUUUUUUGCAUUUUUAGUAGAGACAGGGUUUCACCGUGUUGGCCAGGCUGGUCUCGAACUGCUGACCUCAAGUGAUCUACCCGCCUCGGCUUCCCAAAGUGCUGGGAUUAUAGGCGUGAGCCACCGUGCCCAGCCUGUUAAACAUUUUGAUAUGCCAACUUCAUGAUCCAGUGUUGUAAACGGCAGGAGAUCCAGCUGCUACAGCACAAAUACUCAAACCAGUAUGCAAGAAUUAUGUCCAAGGAUGUUCAUUGUACAAUGUAAGAGUGAAAAAUAGGAAACAUGAAAGCUGCAUUCAUUACACUCAAACUAUGGAAUACUAUUUAGCUGUUCAAAAGAGUGACAUGUAUGUACUGACAUGUAAAAUGUGAUAAGGUGUUAAGUGAAAAAUAGCUGCAGAACAGUAUGAAGACUCAGAUCCUAGUUUUUGCUUAGAAGACAGUGUCUGUGUGUGUGUGUAUAUAGAUAGAUAGAUAGAUAGAUAGAUAGAUAGAUAGAUAGAUACAUAUGCACAUAAAGUUGAGAAGACCACACACCAAGCUUUUAACAAUGAUUGGCAGGGCAAAGUGGCUCACGCUUGUAAUCCCAGCACAUUGGGAGGCUGAGGUGGGCAGAUCACCUGAGGUCAGGAGUUUGAGACCAGCCUGGCCAACAUGGUGAAACCCCAUCUCUACUAAAAAUACAAAAAUUAGUUGGGCAUGGUGGUGCACGCCUGUAAUCUCAGCUAGUUAGGAGGCUGAGGCAGGAGAAUUGCUUGAACCCUGGAGGCGGAGGUUGCAGUGAGCUGAGAUCAAGCCACUGUACUGCAGCCUGUGCAACAGAGCGAGACUCCAUUUGAAAAAAAAACGAAACAAAAACAAUGAUUACCUCUGGAGAGUGGAAUUGGAGAUGUAAAAUGAGGGGGGACUUCUACUUUUUUACUUGAUACACUCCUGUAUUCUUUUAAUAUUUUUACAAAGAGUAUGUAUUACCUUCUGGAAAAAGAAUAAAAACUAAGGAUUGCUGGA